UUACUGACUAGUGGCCCUAUGUCGUGGGCGUGUCUGUUGAUGGGCGUGGCUAAACGUAAAGCUAACGUGUCACUGAAAAUGGCUAAAAAAACCAUGGAUAAUGAUGUACUGGCUAAAGAAAUGGCGAGGUUUGAGCAGGAAGUGCUAGGAGUGGCGGCAUCAGCUCCUCCAAGACCUGCUGUCCGGCCCAAAGGAGUGACUGUCUCUGCUCCUCCCACUACAUCACAUCCUCCAAGAACUGCACCAGCUCCACCACCACCACAAGCACCAGCUGCAUUCAAUCCAGCACUUCUAAUGGGCCAUCAGUCUUCAACUCCAGUCUCAUUACUCGGCAUACAAGCUGUCGUCAAGAAUAGUGAAGACAGGACAGGUCAGUCGUCCUCGAAGAAGUCAAAACAAAAGCAACCGAAAAAGGAUCUGUCAAAACUAAGGAUCGGAGGAGGUCAAGUUUGGGAAGAUCUCACGCUACACGAGUGGGACCCAAACGAUUAUCGCAUAUUUUGUGGCGAUUUGGGCAACGAUGUUAGUGACGAUACUUUAGCGAAGGCUUUCAUGAAGUACCCGUCCUUCAUGAAAGCGAAAGUGAUACGAGACAAGUGGUCAAAGAAGACGAAAGGUUUUGGUUUCGUCAGUUUCAAAGACCCACACGACUUUAUGGAGGCCAUGAGAGAAAUGAACGGUAAAUACAUUGGUAGCAGACCAGUUCGAUUAAAGAAAAGCCUGUGGAAAGACAGGUCCUUUGUAGAAGUAAAGAAGAGAGAGAAGGAAGAGAAGAAGAAGAAUGCAGCAAUGAAGGCUAUGCAGCAGCAAUGAAGGGGCUCCCUCUUAACUGUAUUUUUAGAUAUUUAUUAUUGUACACCUUAAAUUAUAUGUAAUGUUGAUCAUUCAUGUUUCAAAAUUUAAAUUAA
Molecule: messenger RNA, 908 nt
Organism: Amphimedon queenslandica
Lineage: Eukaryota; Metazoa; Porifera; Demospongiae; Haplosclerida; Niphatidae
Product: RNA-binding protein 42-like
Exons: 6
Coding region: 19-813 (264 amino acids)
Molecular function (GO): mRNA binding
Source: RefSeq, a predicted model, not a curated record